AAUAAAUAAUAUCGCUCCACUCCCGUUCCCCAGUCGGUGCGCCGCAGCCCCGCAGGAGGCGGCCCAGGCGGGUGGGCGCGGGGCGCGGGGCGCGGGGCGCGGCACCAUGCUCCCCAGCGCCGUGGCGGCCCACGCCGGCGCCUACUGGGACGUGGUGGCCUCCUCGGCUCUGCUGCACCUCCCCGCCGCGCCUGGCUUCGGCAACCUGGGCAAGAGUUUCUUGAUCGAGAACUUGCUGCGGGCCGGGGGCGCCCCGCCGCACGGGCUGCAGCCCCCGCCGCCCCACGGCCCCGCGGCCGCCCUUGCCCCCGCCGCCGCCGCGGGCGCGCAGCUCCGGGCCCUGCCGGCCAGUCCCGUCCCGCUCAAGCUGUGCCCCGCGGCCGAGCAGCUCAGCCCCGCCGGCGGGCCCUAUGGCACGCGCUGGACUUUCCAAGUGCUCAGCCCCUCGGCGACCGGGACCAGGUUGCCGGGCCGCGCCCCCGGAGGACGAGACGCUACCUUCCAAACUUCGGCCCCAGUGCCUCCUUCCAAGCCGUUUUUCCUGAGCGCCCCGCCAUUCUGCUCUGCGUGCUGCGGUGGGUCCUGCCGGCGCCCCACGCCCCCCACUGCCUUCCCAAGAGAAGAGAGUGUGCUGCCUCUCCUCACACAAGACUCUAAUUCCAAAGCCCGGAGGGGAAUUUUGAGAAGAGCCGUCUUUUCUGAGGACCAGAGGAAGACUCUGGAGAAAAUGUUCCAGAAGCAGAAAUAUAUCAGCAAAACAGAUAGGAAGAAACUUGCCAUCAACUUGGGACUAAAGGAAUCUCAGGUGAAAAUUUGGUUUCAGAACAGAAGGAUGAAAUGGCGGAAUUCCAAAGAGAAAGAAGUGCUGGCCAACAGGUGUCUCCAAGAGGACCACCUGUCAAGACCAGAUCUGGGCUUCCCUUCUCCGCCGUGUCCUUCUCUCUGGAAAGUCUCCCAGCAGCGCUCAAGUCCAAGAUGGAGGGAGAACUCUCCAGAACCUUCGGAAAGACUCAUCCAGGGGAGUGCAGGGGCACCACCCCCAGAAGGCCAUUCCCUGCCUGGUGCCUUGUUUCUGUGUUCUGAAGAAGAUGGAGACAAGGGUGUAAUUACUGGGACUAUAUGAAUGGAAGCAUUCUGAUACUUGAAAGAAAGAAAAAAAAUUAACUAUUAAUGUUUGGACUUAAAAUCCAGCUCGCUGUGGCUCGUCAGUGCCUAAAAUCUAACACUUUCGGAGUGACUCUUGGACUAAUGCCUGUAGUGCUUUCUAUUGGCUCUUCUUUGGGGCCCCAGACUCAGAUAUAAUUUGUACAUGGAAUAGAACCUUCCAAAAAGUAUGAGGGAACUGAAAAGAUUGAGAGAGAUUGUUGGCUUAGUCCCUGCUUUGAGUAUGUAUAUGUGUGUGUGUAUUUCUAUUUCUGUACAUAUAUAAAUAUUCAUUAAAAUACAUGCGUAGAAAUUAAUUCCUCUUUAAAUAUCUCAUGGAGCAAAUCCAUUGCCUUUCAUCUGAAGGAGAACAAACCAUUGCCGGAAAGUUCUUAAUUUUAAAAAUGACAUGAAAUGUGUCCAUGUUUCAUACCCCAAGAAAAUGCUUUCAGUUUCCUCUGCAGUUCUAGUUUCUUUGGGUAUCCAGCUGUGCAUGAAUUUUAACAACACAGCAGCCCUAAUCAAACGAGUUACUCCUCUGUAUAAACACUGAAAGUUCAUACUGAAAAUUAAUCCAGCAAAUUAGAAGACUUUCCAAAUGCAGCUAUUAGCAGCAUUAAUUUUCAAGGCUCUGGACUCUGUCAGACCCUCAGUCAGGGAGGCAUCCAAUUAGCCAGUGGUUAUCUUUUGAUCUCUUCUUUGUGAACAUGUGCCUUAAUCAUGGUUUGCAUGUAACAAUGGAAUGCCUAUCAGGUAAAUAGAGUUCACAGCACAAUGACAGAUAUUUGGGUUUAAUAAUUUCUAAAUACUAUAUUGGCCAAAUAAAACAUCUGACCCAAUCAGACUGUGACCUCCAGUCAAGACACAAGUGUCACAGUUCUGAAAGUGUUCCCCAAGUUUUGGCUUUCAAAACCCAACUGCUGAUGGGAACCUCUUGUGAUUUCUGCUUGCUCUUGUACUAGUAAUACACUUGACUUUCCACAUAGGUGCUAUUCACUACAUAUGUAGUAGGUGACUCUUAUGUGCUAACAAACUCACACAGAUGGUUUUCUGGUUUUCAGCUACCCUAAACUAGUCUUACGAUCAAAUUUGCCUAUUAAUCUAGAACAAUUAGAAGUUCAUGAUGUGGAAUUCUGUUAAGAUGCUAUGUUUUUAAAAAGUAUAUGUUGGGCUGGCAAAAUAGCUCACUUAGUAUGCUGCUUUGCCAUGUGCCGAGAUCAAGCCUGGCCCCCACCAUAUUGCAGGAAGUUUGGGUGCUGUGGUUUCUUUCACUCUCUUGCUGCCUCUAUGUCUCUAUCUCUCUCUCUCUCUCUAAGAAAAAAGUAUCUUAUAAUUUUCUUACAUUCUUUAUUACAGACUUGUAGGGUUUAGGGCUUAGAAAAGAGUGUUUCAGAAGGGUCUACUAAACUUCAGAGAAUUACCCUGUUUGAGUGGAAUUCGAUUUGAUAAACACCAGCCUUUCUUUGUCAUAACAUCUUUUACUUAAAAGUCAUCUCAAAAGAA
Molecule: messenger RNA, 2646 nt
Organism: Erinaceus europaeus (western European hedgehog)
Lineage: Eukaryota; Metazoa; Chordata; Mammalia; Eulipotyphla; Erinaceidae
Gene: DBX2
Product: developing brain homeobox 2
Exons: 4
Coding region: 107-1123 (338 amino acids)
Biological process (GO): regulation of transcription by RNA polymerase II
Molecular function (GO): DNA-binding transcription factor activity, RNA polymerase II-specific; DNA binding
Source: RefSeq, a predicted model, not a curated record